GACGCUCAGCACCGGCUGCUGAACCCCGGGUUUCUCUGCGGGACUUAGAGGACCCGGCUCUUCCCCGAGGCGUCCCGAAGCUUUGUGUAAAGAAGCUGGGGAAGCCUGACGCUUUUAUUUUUAAUAAAAGUUUUUGCUGUUUUGACAGAGUACAAAUUAAAAGCAAUUGAAUAUGUGCACGGAUAUUUUUCUAGUGAACAGGUGGUUGAUUUACUGAGAUAUUUCUCCUGGGCUGAGCCUCAGUUGAAGGCCAUGAAAGCAUUACAGCAUAAAAUGGUGGCUGUUCACCCAGCAGAAGUGGUCAAUAUACUCAACUGUUUCACCUUCAGUAAAGACAAACUAGUUGCUCUUGAACUAUUGGCUUCGAACAUUGUUGAUGCACAGAAUUCUCGUCCCAUUGAAGAUUUAUUCAGGAUCAAUAUGUCUGAGAAGAAACGGUGCAAGAGAGUACUUGAACAGGCUUUCAAGGGGGGCUGCAAAGCUCCUCAUGCCAUGAUCUCAUCUUGUGGAACAAUCCCAGGAAAUCCAUAUCCCAAAGGAAGACCUAGUCGCAUAAAUGGAAUUUUCCCAGGGACUCCUUUGAAAAAAGAUGGUGAAGACUGUACCAAUGAAGGCAAAGGAAUAGCUGCACGGAUUCUUGGACCCUCCAAACCGCCUCCUUCAACAUACAAUCCACAUAAACCUGUUCCCUAUCCAAUACCUCCAUGCCGGCCACACGCAACCAUUGCACCAAGUGCUUAUAACAAUGCAGGUCUGGUACCAUUAGCCAGUGUCAUAGCUCCAGGUGUACCCCCUCCACCUCCAUAUACUCCUAAUCCAGUAGGAACAGAAAAUGAAGACCUUUCCAAUCAGUCAAAACCCACACAGAAUCAAACAUUUUCUACCCCAGCAAGUCAACUCUUUUCUCCUCACGGUUCUAAUCCUUCAACACCUGCUGCAGCUCCCGUCCCCACUGCAUCCCCGGUCAAGGCAGUAUAUCAUCCAGCAGCAUCAGCCACUGCCACCAUUUCUGGGAUGAAUGUGCCAAAUACUGUCCUUCCUGUGUUCCCAGGGCAGGUCUCCGCAGCCAUUCACACACCUCAGCCAUCAACGCCAAAUCCAACGGUUAUCAGAACCCCGUCACUGUCUGCUGCACCUGUUACUUCUGUCCACAGUACAACGUCUGCUCCUGUUCCUUCAGUUUUUUCUGGCCUAGUUCCACUGCCAGGUCCUUCUGCCGCUCCUGCCCCAGCGCCUCAGGCCACAUCUACACCUCGGGCCACCCCUGCUUCCCAUGAAACAUUCGCUUCUACUUCUGCCCCUUUCACUGGCCUCCCCUUUUCUGCCACCUCUACUGCUCCUUCUACCAACAACCCAAAUUCUGCUUCAUUGUCAUCAGUUUUUGCAGGUCUCCCUUUGCCCUUAACACCAACAUCCCAAGGUGUGUCCAACCCAACUCCUUCUGUAAUUGCCGGUGUUUCUGCUCCCAGUGUUGCCUGUCCGCUUGGUGUAAAUAGUCCUCUUCUAUCUGCUUUAAAAGGCUUUCUGACAUCAAAUGAUACCAAUCUAAUCAACCCUUCUGCUUUACCUUCUGCUGUCACAAAUGGUCUGGCUUCUCUGUCUUCUCUUACUAAUCAGAGCUCUGAUUCUCCUGCUUUAGCCGCUAACAAGUGCUAUGCCCCGUCAGCCAUUCCUGCCCCACAGAGGUCUUCCACUCCAGGAUUGGCCAUGUUCCCAGGCCUGCCCUCUCCUGUGGCUAACUCAACCUCCACUCCCCCUACUUUGCCUGUACAGUCUCCUUUAGCGACUUCUACAUCAUCUUCGACUUCAGUGCCAGUUAGCUGUGGUUCCUCAGCUACCCUUUUGCAUGGCUCCCACCCAAGUAACUCAGACCUGCACAUUUCAUCAACCCCUGCUGUAACAACUCUGUCUGUCAUGAUCAAAACUGAGCCCACGAGUCCUACUCCCUCGGCCUUCAAAGGCCCAUCUCAUUCCGUGAAUCCCUCUCAUGGCACUUUAGGUUUAUCAGGGACGUUGGGUCGUGCAUAUACUUCAGCAUCAGUGCCCAUCAGUUUAUCUACUUGCCUUAAUCCUGCAUUAUCAGGGCUCUCCAGUUUGAGUACUCCCUUGAAUGUUUCAAAUCCCCUCUCCUCUAUAUCCCUUCCUCCACAUGGUUCCUCCACCCCCAUCACUCCAGUGUUCACUGCUCUGCCUCCUUUCACCUCUUUGACCAAUAAUUUCCCUUUAACUGGCAACCCGUCUCUUAAUCCAUCAGUAUCUCUUCCAGGAUCGUUAAUAGCCACCUCAUCUGCGGCUGUCACGUCCACCUCUGUCCCUCACCCUAGUUCUACAGCGGCCGUUCUCUCAGGGCUUUCUGCCUCCGUGCCAGUCUCGGCAGCACCUUUCCCCCUCAGCCUGUCCACCGCUGUCCCCUCACUUUUUUCAGUCACUCAAGGACCUCUGCCGUCUUCAAAUCCCCCCUUCCCUGGCUUCUCUGUCGCUAACACCCCCAGCGUCACCCCUGCUCUCCCUUCGUUCCCGGGGCUGCAGGCACCCUCUACAGUUGCCGCGGUCACGCCACUUCCUGUUGCUGCCACAGCCCCAUCACCAGCUCCCGUCCUCCCAGGAUUUGCUUCAGCAUUUAGUUCCAACUUCAACUCUGCCCUUGUUGCACAAGCCGGCUUAUCCUCUGGACUUCAAGCUGCAGGCAGUUCUGUUUUUCCAGGCCUUUUGUCCCUCCCAGGUAUCCCUGGGUUUUCCCAGAAUCCCUCACAGUCAUCCUUGCAAGAAUUACAGCAUAAUGCAGCUGCACAGUCAGCAUUGUUACAGCAGGUUCACUCAGCUUCAGCUCUGGACAGCUAUCCAGCUCAGCCUGAUGGGUUUCCUAGUUAUCCUUCAACGCCAGGAACACCAUUUUCUUUGCAACCAGGCCUGUCCCAAAGUGGGUGGCAGUGAAUAUAUUUUAAUUUGUAUUCUCUUUUGGAGCAGCAUCACAAUUACCUAAGGACUGCACUGAACAAUGUGACAAAUGUGAAGGUGACCAGAAGUCAGAAAAUCAGGAUAAUCCUCGGGAAAUUGGGAGAAAAGUUUAAAAACCACGGUUGCAUUUUUUUUAAUGGUUUUAAGUCUGAACACUCCCCUUUGUAAAUAUACUGACAGCAAAUUGUAUGGGAAAUAGUAUUAAAAAACUGUUUGGGGACUUUUCACCUCCCACCUGAUGAAAUUUUGAGUGUACGUGAUCUAUGUAGGAAGAAUACUAAAGAGGAGGUUGAACUCUUUAUAGCCGAAUACAGCCUUAAAUCUGCUCGUAUAGCAUCCACUGACAGAAGUAAUAGUUGUGCCUCAGACUUACGGGUUGCCUGUGGCCCUUGGUGUGCAUGAGUGAUUCCUGUUAGCAUCAUUGGAACUCUGUACUCCACAUGUAUCCACAAAAGGGAACUGGAGACCCACAGUUACUUUUCAUUUCUGACAUUAAUGAUCAUAUAUAUACUGCUGAAUUUAACUCAAUAUAUUUCAGGUAAGUGAAAAUGGUGCUUAUUAUAGUCUUUAGAAUGACUUUCAGGUGUUUUUGACUAAAAAUAUGUAUCCAGAACUACUGUCUUACAGAAAUACAAGUAAGGCUUGUGAUAAUUUGCCUUCAAAACUUUUUUCUUAAGCUCAGCAGUAUCCAAAUGAGUGAGGAACAUUUGACUGACUCUUGGGCCACCUCUAUUGCUCAUUCUGCUCUGGAAGCUCCUGGUGAAUGUUUACAAUUAUGGGAUGUAGUAUUUCUGUUUGUACUUAAAGUCAAAUGCUCAUCAAAAAUAAUUGUGUGACAACAGAUAGAGAAGACUUGCUCUGUUGGUAGAUAUGCAGUGUGUACUCUAUUUAAGCAUCUGUGGUAGUUUAACAUGAUUGAAUGUCAUUAAUUUAAGUGUAAUAACUGCCACGUUGAGGGGAAUGGGGGAGUAGGGAGAGUUAUUUCCAAUCCUGUGAUUAAAAGUGUAAACUAGAAUCUACUGUAGUACAUUUCAGCAUCGAGAAGUUUUACUUUUAUAAAGAUGGUGUCUGGAAGAUGUUGCUAAUGUAUUUUCCUUCAACAUGGGGAACAAACUUUUUAAGUAUAUUCAUAAAUAUUCCUGUAUGGUUAGUUUUUAACAAUUUUUUAAAAUAAACUUUAUGGAUAUGACAAAUAUUUUAUAAGUGUUUUAUUAAAUACUUGGAUAGGCUUUUUAAUUUUUUGUGUGUGCUAGAUAUAAAGAACAUUUUUGUCCAAAUUUAGUUGAAACUCAAUAUAUACUACUGAUCGUUCAUCCUUUAUGUAGUAUUUUAUGUGAAAGUUACAUUAUUACAAACACCUGAAUCGGACUAUUUAUGCCUUUAAUUAUCCUCAAACACAGAAUGUAACCUCAUGCGUAGUCUGAUACCAGUUGCUAGAAGUUGGCAUUUGUUCUUUUUUAAGUCUACACUCAUAAAAGCUUUUGAAGAUUA
Equus caballus (horse) is the source of this 4449-nucleotide messenger RNA. It is a transcript of the gene PROSER1, whose product is annotated as proline and serine rich 1. The record is from RefSeq and is a predicted model, not a curated record. Lineage: Eukaryota; Metazoa; Chordata; Mammalia; Perissodactyla; Equidae.